GAGAGCUUCCUUGCCUGCCCAGCCACCGUGGCUUUUCUUCUGUGUCGCUACUAGUUAGCCACAAGACGCUAAACGCUGCUGCAGGCUUAUCCCAGUGAGUGAAAUUGGAACUAAUGAAAACCAAGUAACAGUCGCGGGUGGUCUAGUCACAACUGUCCUGGUGGUGAGGAGGAUGAUGAUGGGAGUUGGCUACUACAGCCAAAGGUGCAGCCCCCCACGUUAGUAUCAGUCUACAACCCCUGGUCCCCCUUUGAGCCCUGGUCCUACCUGUCCCCACCAUGGCCAACCACCUGGAGCUUUUGAAUGAACUGCAGCAGCUGGAUAAGGUGCCUAGCCUGGAGAGACUAAGGGCCGCCCAGAAGCGCCGCACGCAGCAGCUGAAGAGAUGGGCAGUAUAUGAGAAGGAGAUGCAGAACAAGAAGCGCAAGGCGGACAAGAGGAGGAACACCAAUCAUGCCGCAGCCAUGGAGGCCAAACGACAUGUAUCGUUUGCAGCUAAUGUGGCGCUAUUAGAGGCCUCGGCACGGAACGACCCUGACGAAGUACGCUACCUGCUGAAGAACAAUGUCAGUCCAGACUUGUGCAACGAGGAUGGACUCACUGCCCUACACCAGUGCUGUAUUGAUAACUAUGAGGAGAUGGUAAAGAUCCUGUUGAAUCGUAGUGCCAGUGUAAACGCCCAGGACAAUGAACUUUGGACCCCGCUACAUGCUGCUGCCACCUGUGGACAUGCAGGACUGGUCAAGGUCCUCAUACAACAUGGAGCAGACCUGUUAGCUGUGAACUCUGAUGGCAACAUGCCCUAUGACCUGUGUGAAGAUGACCCUACCCUGGACAUCAUCGAGACCGCAAUGGCCAAUCGAGGCAUCACCCAGGAGAUGAUCAACGAGACCCGGGCAUCUGUAGAGAGGAGAAUGAUGGGAGAUAUCCAGGAGCUGCUGACUGCGGGAGAGGACGUCAACCGCCACGACUCACAAGGAGCUACUCUGCUUCACAUUGCAGCAGCUAAUGGCUACGUCCAGGGUGCAGAGCUGCUGCUGGAGGGAGGGGCCAGGAUGGACCUGAGAGACACUGACGGAUGGCAGCCGCUCCACGCCGCAGCCUGCUGGGGUCAGAUGCAUGUAGCAGAGCUGUUGGUUUCUCAUGGUGCCAGUCUCAAUGCCAAGACCUACCUAGAGGAGACACCCAUUGACCUGUGCGAGGACGAGGAGUUCCGUGCCAUCCUGCUGGACCUGAAACACAAACAUGAUAUUAUCAUGAAGUCUCAGCUCAAACACAAGACCUCCCUGUGUAGGAGGACGUCCAGCGCAGGCAGCCGUGGGAAAGUGGUGCGGCGGGCCAGCCUGUCUGACAGACACAACCUUCGUGUGAAGGAAUACGAGACCGAGGCCAUCGUGUGGAGAGGUGGGAGGGAAGGAGGGAGGGAGGAGCAGGAGAAAGAGAAGGAGUCAGACCAGGAGAACAGCCAUCUGAUCAAUACGACUGUUACUAUGGUGAUUCCAGUGAAGCCAGCAGCGGAGAGGCCCAAGCUCCAGAAAAUCCUUAAAGAUCCUAAUGGCAUCAUCAAACAAAACGGCAUCAUCUCCACGACGACGUCUACUCCCGCUCCCAGUCAGUCGCCGGCCACCAAUGGUGAGGCUCCAUCCCCUGACACGAAGAGUAUGACGUCCAUUCCGCUGCCCGAGGACUCUUCCUCCUUGCCCAGGGAGCGUGCUCAGACACUAUCAGAACUGAAAAAGCAGAGGUCGGCCGCCAAGCUGCUCAACCACCCUCUCCUCAACGGUCACCUUGGAAACGGCUCCACAGAAACCACCGAGCCCCAGAGCCCUGUGGACUCCCGCAUGCCGCUGGUCUCCUCCAAUGGCAGCGCAGUUUACUACACCCCGGCCAGCGGGGACCCACCCAUCCUCAAACUGAAACAGCCAAUAGAUGAUGAGGAACUAAAGGGGCACAGCUGCUGCUGUGUCUCCUAGGGAGGGGUGGAGGUCACCCCAAGACACUGAUUUAAGGUCAGGUUUACUAUGUUCUCCUCCAAUGCAUUAAGGUUAGGGUUCGAGGAGGGUAAACUGAUCGUAGAUCUGUGUCAAAGGGUAACUUCUUCCCGGAUAGUGUGUACCAGAGCAGGAUGGUCAUGUGACUGAAGCAGGAAGAGAUUGCACAGCGGGACACCAAAAUGCAGAGCCAAGGUCCAAGAAUGCAAUAGGAGUGGAGCUGGUUCAGCCAGGUGAUUGGUUACCUGCCCCUACUCCCUAAUUUUCCUACCCACUGCUGUUUCAACUCCUGGCCACACCAGUAUGGAGGAUAGGAUAACCUUAGAGAAAUCGAGUAAAAGGUGACUUGGGGAAGAGCCAAACGGUGAUCGCUUGUGGUCGAUUGACAGGGCAGGUAUGUGGUGGACACUGUUGAACUCCCUAUGGAGUGGGUGGCUGAGAUGGUCCAUAGACCAUAAGAGUAUGGAGGAUUCCCCUACCCCCAUGCCACUGUGGUAGAUUGUGGUUGAUGUAGAGGGCAAGGAAGUGGAAUGAGAUGGCCCUUAUCCCCUAUGAGGAGAGAACUCUGGUGCCCUAUAAAGGGAUGGAUGCCUGGGCAGCGUGCUCUCCCAUGUUAAGCGUAUGUGGUGUCUUACUUUGGACUGAAUCACUGUUUUCAAACCACAUUCUUACUUUAUCCACUGUUUCUGAAACUUGUUUGAGGAAAAAAUACUCCAACAUAUCAGAAUACACUCUCUGUGUUAUUACUGAAACAAAGAGGGAUACUCUUUCUUAAGACGUAUUCUUGUUCAAAUGCUGACUAUUUCAGAAAAGGGAAGGAAUGGUUUAUACCUGGGUGGCAGGUAGCCUAGCGGCUAGCGCGUUGGACCAGUAACUGAAAGGCUUCUGGUUUGAAUCCCCGAGCCAACAAGGUGAAAAAAAUCUCUCGAUGUGCCCUUGAGCAAAGCACUUAACCCUAAUUGCCCCUGUAAGUUGCUCUGGAUAAAAGCGUCUUCUACAUGACUAAAAUGUAAAUAACAAAACAGAACAGUAUUACAGUCAACGAUCUAUCUGCUCCUGUGAAGAAGGAGGAUUGGAGCACUGCACUAUAGACAUUUGAAACAAUGCAGCAUUAAACUCAUCAUCCGUCCAGAUCCGAACUUGCAUCGAUAAAGGUGGUAAAAAGGUGUUUGAUAUGCCCAUGUCUUUUUGACAGUGCAUUAGGAAAGUAUUCAGACCCCUUGACUUUUUCCACAUUUGGUUACGUUACGGACUUAUUAUAAAAUGUAUUAAGUAAAUGAAAAAUCCU
Oncorhynchus kisutch (coho salmon) is the source of this 3279-nucleotide messenger RNA. RefSeq names its product protein phosphatase 1, regulatory subunit 16B. Lineage: Eukaryota; Metazoa; Chordata; Actinopteri; Salmoniformes; Salmonidae. Gene Ontology annotation, molecular function: enzyme inhibitor activity; protein binding; myosin phosphatase regulator activity. Gene Ontology annotation, biological process: regulation of sprouting angiogenesis; establishment of endothelial barrier. The record is from RefSeq and is a predicted model, not a curated record. The transcript has 11 exons. Gene Ontology annotation, cellular component: cytoplasm. Bases 279 to 1973 code for a protein of 564 amino acids.